AUGUCUGAAAGCACUACAAGCGAUAAUUUGCGGACUUCCAGGCCUUUGGAAUCGAAUGAGGAUAAAUUGGAAGCCGAUUUCUACUCGGUGUACGAAGAAUCAGUCCGACCAGACACAGCCACAAAUGGUCUUCAACCAUCUCAGACCAGCGAAGACAAGGUAGUUGGAGCCUCUGGGCAUGAAGAGGUAGAACCAGGGGUGGAAGUUACUAAACACGAUUCUGCCAAGUCCUCCUUGAUUGCAAACCAACCUAUGCAGGCGCUUGAGGCUGAUCCCGAGAUCGACACUGGUCUAAAGACUGAGACCAAGGCUGAUCCUGAAAUUGAUUCCAAGAUUGUUUCCACGAUUGAUCCCGAGGUUGAAACAGAGGCUGAUCCAAGUGCUGAUCCUAGUGCUGAUCCCCUAACUGAUUCGAGUGCUGAUCCCAUAGCUGACUCCAGAGUCGAUCCCACAGCUGACCUCAAGAGUGAUCCCACAACUGACACCACCGGCUCCAAGAGUGAUCCCACAACUAAAUCUAAAAUUGAUCCUAUAACUGACACCACUGACGCCAAGAUUGAUCCCACUACUAACUACAAAACUAUUCCUAUAACUAGCUCUAAAAUUGAUCCCACAGCUGAUUCCGAAGAGGAAGCGGACUCUGACGUAAGUUUGUCGGCUUAUGGGGAGCAGAGUGAGGAAAAUGCAGCACUCGAACCGGCUCCAGGUUCACCCCCAGUAAGCAUCGCAAAACUUGAAGCUGCAGACAGUCCAAACGAAAUAGAACAACAUACGGCUCACGCCCCCCUGCAUGCGAAUCUUCAAGAUGGUCCCCCACCUUUGCCGUCUCGCGACCUCAAGGGAAAAUUGAAGAGCACAACACCACAACCCACGCCAGUUCAUGCUGUGCCUCCACCAUUGGCAGAGGAACUGAAGUCGGAAUCGUUUCGGAAAUCGAUUGCUGCACUGAACGUGAAUUCAAAAACACCACCACCGGUGCCACCAAGAACAAGUCACAAUCGAUCGGUAAGCGCGGACUUUGAUCUAGUCAUAAGCCGGUUCCAAGAUAAUGAAGACGAGUACAUGUCGAAAGAUGAUGUGACGCAAGAAAAUCUACAAGAGGGGGCGCGAGUAUUGAAAUCCAGCUACACUGCCUUUCUGGAGACCAUUGGGCCUUCCAAAGAAGUGCAUGAGACCACCCAAGAUGAUGAAGACGACAGGGAACUUAUGACCGUUGACUGGCCGUUCUGGACUCGACUUGUGAGCAAUUAUGCAGAAGUUGCCAAGAAAGACUCUGUCAAACUGGAGCAAGAAAUUGCGCGUGGUAUACCACCUCAAGUUCGCGGGAUUAUCUGGCAGCUUCUAUCGUCUUCGAAGUCUAAAGAGAUAGACGAUGAGUACGCAAGACUUAAAGAUCUGGAGUCUCCGCAUGAAAAAGCUAUCGAGCGAGACCUUUCAAGAACGUCAUUCAUACCCAAGGAAAAAGUGAUGUCGCUUUUCCAAGUUCUCAAGGCUUAUUCCCUACAUGAUCCGGAUGUGGGAUAUACGCAGGGAAUGGCGUUUGUAGCCACGGCGUUACUACUGAACGUGGAAACCGACUCAGAGGCCUUUGGACUGCUCAUAAGUUUGAUGAAGGGGUAUGGCUUGAGGGAGCUCUUUUUGCCGAACAUGCCAGGACUGCAUAUCAAACUACACCAAUUUGACCGGCUGAUCGAGGAGAACUCACCUUCUUUGUACAAUCAUUUGGCGAGACAAGGCGUACGGUCAUCAAUGUAUGCUUCACAGUGGUUUUUGACGUGCUUCGCAUACAGGUUCCCGCUAUGCUUUGUUCUUCGGAUUCUCGACGUUGUGUUUGUAGAGGGGUUGGAGGCGAUAUUGAAGUUCGCGUUAGUGCUGAUGAUUAAAAACGAGAAGACUUUGAUAACUCUGCAAUUUGACCAAUUACUGGAGUUUUUGAAGAACGGUCUUUUCGCACAUUAUCUCAAGAGCUCUGAGGUUUCCAGGGAUGAUUCUAGGUCUACUUUCCCGCUCAUGUAUAAGACCCCUUCUCUCGAGAAUGAUGGUUCAGGGACAUCUCAGGGUUCUAACGAGGCUUAUGCAGUGGACGUGUUUGUGAAAGAUGCUAUGCAUGAGGUGAAAAUCACACCCAUAUCCUUAAGAAGGUACAUUGCGGAGUAUGAGGAAAUCCAUCUCUUGGAGUCUCAGAAGGAAGCGCAAAUGGACUCUCUUCGCAUUAAGAACAAACAACUUCAUAAUGAAGUCCGGAAACUAGAGCGGGACCAUACAGUGCUGAACCGAGAGCAUAUUAACAUCGCCAAUGAGCUUAUCGAGAAUCGGUUAGCGCUAGAAACACUUCAAGAUCAGAACCGAGACCUACAAUCCGAGGUCCAACAACUAAAGGUUCAGCUACAGGAUGAAAUACGGAAGCAAUCGCUUCCCAACCCGGAUUCACAAAUUCCUACAGAUAUACGUGCGGAUUUGAAGGAAACUAUGGCGCGCAAUCUAGAAGUCAUGAGUGCCAAUCAAGAAUUGCAAGAGAGAACUGUUGAACUUGAACGAGAGCUUUUGAAUGCGAAACGCCAGAUAUCUAAAGAAAAUAGAAAUCCUGCAAAUUGGAAAACUCUACGGAAAGUUUGGAAAUAG
This is a messenger RNA of Lachancea meyersii CBS 8951, 2622 nucleotides long. NCBI's taxonomy places the organism in Eukaryota, Fungi, Ascomycota, Saccharomycetes, Saccharomycetales, Saccharomycetaceae. The record is from the annotation of a GenBank genome assembly.